AUGAUUUCACAAGGAAGAUCACCUAUUCUAGAAAAACUUCUUUCCAAUGCCAAUGGAAAUUAUCCAGGCACCACUGCUGCAACUAACUGUGACCAGAAUCCUGAAGUAACGAGCGACACAUCAGAAUUUUCAUACCAGUUUCCAGGAAUGAACGUUGAAAAUUCAUAUUCCAACGGGAUAAACCAACAAACUUUCGCUUGUGAAACAAUUUCUACUCGAAGUCAGGUGGUCCCAUAUUGUAUAGAUCUUGCCACGGAUAAUCUUACUCAAGCCUCGGAUAUUUGGUCACAAAGUAGCAUCGGUCAAAACGGUAUGCAUUAUUUCAACCCUAGUGUCUUACGCUGUACCGAAGACGUUGAUUUUCAUCCUGUUUCGUCUUUACCAGCAGAGGAAAACGUCGCUGGUGUGCCAAAUUUUCUUUCAAGAGUCCAAGAACCAAGUCCAUUUACAAUGGUACCUCAGCAAGUUCUAACUGAUGUCCACAGUUCCGUUGAUACCAACUUACAAAUAGAGAAUAACACUAGCUGGGAAAACCCGUCAGAUACAACAAGGCAACAAUUUUACAAUCCAACAUCAAAUCGGCUUCGACAUUUCACAUUACCGUUGAAUCAUCUUCCUUACCAACAAGAUAACGUUUAUCCUGAUUUUUCUUUUAAUCCAACAAACCAGCUUUAUCAUGACACUGUUCCUUAUUCAAAUCAAACAGAAUCGAGCAAUACAAUUUCAACACCCUAUCUCGGUCACAAUUCAACUCCAACGCACAGCCCUGGUUAUUACAACCAACCACAAAUGCAAGAUUCUGAUGAAAUACCAAAUCAAAGCUUGCCAAAUUUUUAUCAGUUCAAUUUCGUGCAGCAAACUAUUUUCAAUCAGUACCUACUAGAAAGCCAUGCCAACUCACAAAUGUAUAACGAAAUCCAACAUGCCAGGCAGUGUCAAACAUCAAAUUAUUUGUACGCAAGCAAUGACAGUAACCUUCGCCAACUUUCCGAUAUCUGUGUGAAUACCUGUGCGAGGAUACCACCAUGGACCAUUCUCAAUAGCGAUACAACUUCGAGAAACGACGAACCCUCAGAAAAUUCUACGUACACCAGUAUCUCUGGAACUAAACCCUUAUCUCAUCAACCGUUAAUUACCGUCAAAGAACCAUGUACAAAAAGCUCCUGUAUUCAUGAAAAAGACAAUGCAACAUUUGUUCCAAAAUUUCGUGAAAAGUUGGAAUUGGUUCAAACAACAAAAACGGAAGAAAAGCCGUUGUGUUUGGUUAAAGAGGCAAGCCUUUCAGAAAAAGUAAAAGCGCAAGUCGAUAAGUUUAUGAAGUCACCAAAAAAAGAACGAAGAAAAUGGAAUUGCCCUGUAUGUGGACGAACGCUGACAAGGGCGUCGACCUUAAAGGUCCACUUACGUCAACAUUCAGGAGACCGUCCCUUUAAAUGUCCUUCGUGUCCGAAAUCGUUUGCUCAGCCAAGUUUACUUAACUCCCAUCACCGCAUGCACAGCGGGGAGAGGCCCUUUUCGUGCUCACUUUGUCAUAAAACGUUCGCUCACUUGAGCGCGCUUAGAAUACACGCGCGCACGCAUACAGGUGAACGUCCUCAUGAGUGCCCAGUGCCUAACUGUGGCAUGGCGUUCUCGGACAGUUCGACCUUAUCGAAACACGCCCGCGUUCACAGUGGUGAGAAACCGUAUCUCUGUGAUAUUUGUAAUCGGCGAUUUACGCAAUCUGGAAACAUGAAUAAACACAGAAGGAGCGUACAUAAAGCCCUCACGAAUGCUGCGAAAACGGUAAAAAUCCCAGAAAAUACCAAGAUGUUGUCGGAAAACUUAGGGAAUGAUGAAAACACGACACCUACUAUGAAUAAGGUUUGAACUAGGUAAGGUUCAGUUAUAAAAUGUCGAAAUCAGGACGUAGCGACUAGCGAAUAUUUUGUCGUUGGGGAGGGGGGGGGGGGAGGGUGUAAGGGUUCAAAUUACCUGAUGGAUGCGGGCGUUAUUCAAUCAAUAGACGAUUCCCCUUAUUACGUUUUCGUAGCGCUUUGAAUUGUGGUUAUAGUGGUAUCACUGACAUUCAAGAUGGCUUAUUUUUUGUCCUGACCCGUGCAAGAACUUUAAAAAAAAGCUAGGGUCAGGUGCGUGAUAGCCAACAGCAAAAUAUUCGCGAAAACAUUCAAUAUUUUCAUUUGAGGCCGCUAUCUUUAUCAGGGAUACCACUAUAACCACAAUGCAAAGCGCUACGAAAACGUAAUAAGGGGAAUUGUCUAUUUACAGCUAUUCUGUUCUUCUCUUAUUAGGAUAUAUCAAGAAGAUCUGAAGGUGUAACCGGUUCAGAUAAUGUGGACAAAGUCCAAAGAGCUAACGGAAGUCCAGCUUAUGUGCAAAUAUAUAACAAAGAACAGCUAAGUAGUAGUAUUUUGAUCAGUUACGUAAUUGAUCAGUUACGUAAUUGA
Messenger RNA from Paramuricea clavata, 2447 nucleotides. The record is from the annotation of a GenBank genome assembly. NCBI's taxonomy places the organism in Eukaryota, Metazoa, Cnidaria, Anthozoa, Malacalcyonacea, Plexauridae.